AUGAACGAGAUCGGAUAAAGGAACAACCGUUAUUGGACUAAAUGUAUAUAAGUCUCAACGACUUCUCAAAAUGCCAAGUCUGUAUCUUUAAUAUCAUCCUUUCCAUUGGCCUCACAAAGAUUCAAUUGGCUUGAACAUCAUGGCUAGCACCAAGGACUUGCAAAUCGCCAUCAUGGGCGCCGGCAUGGGCGGACUAGGAGCUGCCCUAGCUCUAGCCAAACGAGGUUUCAAGCACAUUGAUGUUUAUGAGACUGCCAGUAGCCUUGGUUUUGUAGGAGCUGGUAUUCAAAUGGCUCCAAACAUGGGGAGAAUCCUUGAUAGGUUAGGGUGCUGGGAUGAUAUUGAGAAGGAAGCUACUUGUGUAGCGGGUAGCAGUAUUCGACAGGGGGCAACUAAUGUUGAGCUGGCUCAUGUUGAUAUGCCCGAUAUCAAGGGAAAAUACGGCUUCUCGCACCUCUGUGGCCAUCGAGCUUCCUUAGCUGGUCAUCUAUACGAAGCUUGCAAGAAAGAGAGCGCCAUUACCUUUCAAUUCGCAACGAGCUUGGUCGAAGUUGAGAGCUUCGCUCCUAAAGUUACCUUCAAGCUCCAGCCCAGAGAUGGGGAGGUAUUCACCCGUGAAGCUGAUAUCCUUCUCGGCGCAGACGGCAUCAAGAGUGUGACUCGAUCUCAGCUCCUCCAACAAGUCAACGCCACGCCUGAAGAGGCCGAAACCGGUCAAGCUGCUUAUCGUAUCAUGCUCAAGCGAGAAGAUAUGGCUCAUGAUCCUGAAUUACUGGCUCUCAUUGAUAGCGACAAGGUUGUGAGAUGGGUGGGGGAGAAGCGACACAUCAUCGCAUACUCAAUCGCCAAUAAGUCCAUUUACAACCUUUCAACUGUCCAGCCAGAUGACAACUUUGCAUCCGCUCCUUCUAUCACAUACACAACCAAGGGAUCUAAGAAAGUUAUGUUGGAAGUGUUUGAGACAUUCUGUCCUCUUGUACAGAAGAUGCUCAACCUGGUCCCUGAAGGAGAAGUCUGCGAGUGGCGACUAAGGAUGUACAAGCCAUUGCCUACAUGGACUCAAGGAUCAGUAGCAUUGUUAGGAGACGCUUGUCAUCCAACGCUCCCCCAUCUUAGCCAAGGAGCUGCAAUGGCUAUUGAGGACGGUUCAACAAUCGCCGAGGUUCUGUCCCUUGCCCCCGACACUCAGCCCGAGACUAUUGCCAAGUGCUUGAAGGUGUAUGAGCAAUCUCGAAAGGAAUGGACCUCGAAUCUGGUCGAAAUGGCAUAUCUGUCUGGUCGAACACUGCAUCUGGGCGAAGGAAAAGCAAAGGAGGAGAGAGAUAGGAUGUUCAAGGAGCACAAGACGAGUGGUUCGGUUCCUGAUAAGUGGACAUCGCCGGAUGUACAAAAGAUGAUUUACACAAAUGAUUGUGUCGCAAAGAUUAGGUCCGAGUUUGAGACAGCCUUUGCCGCAGCAUAGUAUCAUAUCAGUUAUGGCUUGGCAUUCACACCUAGGGACAAAUAUACGUAUUGAGACUGAAUAUUAUGAAAUUAUAAGUCGUACUUUAUCGAGGA
This is a messenger RNA of Fusarium oxysporum Fo47, 1557 nucleotides long. RefSeq lists its product as uncharacterized. Lineage: Eukaryota; Fungi; Ascomycota; Sordariomycetes; Hypocreales; Nectriaceae. Gene Ontology annotation, biological process: secondary metabolite biosynthetic process. The record is from RefSeq and is a predicted model, not a curated record. The coding region runs from base 140 to 1462 and encodes 440 amino acids. The transcript has 2 exons. Gene Ontology annotation, molecular function: FAD binding; monooxygenase activity.